AUGCCCACAAUCCUCACUCCGCAAGGAUGGGUCAAAGUUGCACCCCCUCCUCCUCGCAAACGAGCAGUAAACCACGACCCUGCUGCCGCUCUUCGAGGACCAUUGGCGUACUUGGCUUGCCAGAGGAGCCCACCUAAGAUCAACGUUGGUGGCGGCGGGAACGUCAAAGGCAGGGCUGAUUAUCCCUAUGACCUGAGUGCGAGCCCGGAGAAGUUGAGACGGCAAGGCGAGGCAAAUGCCCACGCAAAGGCGGAGAGGAGCUUUUCGGCUCCCAUCAUGCACGGCGGUCUUCACCCAAGCGACCACGACGACGACAUGCACGAAUUCCUUGGACCAGAGAUGCGAUCCCCUCCGCCACCGUCACCAAAAUCAAAGGCCAAAUCCAGGUCGAGUCCGAAAUCGAGAACAUCAUCACGACAACAUCACGACAACGACGACCGCCACUCCCAUGUCAGCGCCAGCUCCAGUUCCAGUUCUAGCUCCAGGUCAAGCGCCGCGAGCUCGAGAUCCAGCGCGUCUAGCGUGUCCAGUGCGCCUUCGACCAAGUCAUACCACAGACCAGCUCCACCUGCAGGUGUCCAAGCCAGACGUCCUCCUUCCAUGCCCAGCGCUGAACCGAGAGCCCCCUAUUAUUCGAUGCCUAGGUACGAUCACUACGGGACGAUGCCUCCUCCGAUGCACCCAGCGUCCAUGUCUCAGCCCAUGUCGCGAGGUAAUGCGAGAAGCUUGUCGUACAGUUGGUACAAUGCAACCACGCCACUGAGCCUGUGA
Molecule: messenger RNA, 771 nt
Organism: Fonsecaea multimorphosa CBS 102226
Lineage: Eukaryota; Fungi; Ascomycota; Eurotiomycetes; Chaetothyriales; Herpotrichiellaceae
Exons: 1
Coding region: 1-771 (256 amino acids)
Source: RefSeq, a predicted model, not a curated record